Haliotis rufescens (red abalone) is the source of this 1713-nucleotide messenger RNA. Its product is annotated as elongation factor Tu, mitochondrial-like. Gene Ontology annotation, cellular component: mitochondrion. The record is from RefSeq and is a predicted model, not a curated record. Gene Ontology annotation, biological process: mitochondrial translational elongation. The coding region runs from base 44 to 1444 and encodes 466 amino acids. The transcript has a single exon. Gene Ontology annotation, molecular function: translation elongation factor activity; GTP binding; GTPase activity. Lineage: Eukaryota; Metazoa; Mollusca; Gastropoda; Lepetellida; Haliotidae.
CAAAACGCCGAGAUAUUCCGAAUGACAACACGCAUGCUCCAAAAUGGCGUCGCUCCUGUUUCGUCAGGUACUUGCCCCUAAGAAUGGGCCGGGCACUUCCAAACUGUUCGUUAACAUAUCCAAAGAACUGCUGUAUUGCAAUCGGAGAUCAUUUUCCUUCUCCCUUGCGAGGUUUGCACAACCGGCAGGCCAGAAAAAAACAUUUUCGCGAGAGAAACCUCACAUAAAUAUUGGGACAAUCGGCCAUGUGGACCACGGGAAAACAACCUUGACAGCAGCGAUUACAAGAGUCCUGUCCGAGGAAGCCAAAGCAGACUUGAAACGAUAUGAAGACAUCGAUAAUGCCCCAGAAGAAAAGGCCAGAGGUAUUACAAUCAAUGCAGCAUUGGUGGAAUACGAAACCGAGAAUCGUCAUUACGGUCAUGUCGACUGCCCGGGGCACGCCGAUUACAUAAAGAACAUGAUCACAGGAACAGCUCAAAUGGACGGCGCCAUUCUUGUUGUCGCAGCCACUGACGGAACCAUGCCACAAACUAGAGAACAUAUGUUGCUUGCUAAACAGAUUGGUAUACAAAAGGUUGUUGUCUUCAUCAAUAAGGCUGAUGCUGCCGACCAGGAGAUGCUGGAGCUUGUUGAAAUGGAGGUACGAGAACUACUCACAGAGAUGGGGUAUGAUGGGGACGGCACUCCUGUUGUCAUUGGGUCUGCUUUAUGUGCCCUAGAUGGAGUUAAGCCUGAAAUUGGAGCUGUGAAGAUCAAAGAGCUUCUUGAAAAUGUUGACAGUUACAUCCCUAACCCUUCUAGGGAGCUUGAAAAACCCUUCUUUCUGCCCAUAGACUCUGUGUUUUCUAUUCCUGGUAGAGGAACAGUUGUUUCAGGAAAGCUUGAAAGGGGCGUCAUCAAGAAGGGUGAUGAGUGUGAGUUAAUUGGCUUUGAUAAAGUCCUGAAAACAACAGUCACUGGCAUUGAGAUGUUUCACAAGAACUUGGAUCGUUCUGAAGCCGGAGACCAAGUUGGAGCUUUGAUAAGAAGCAUCAAAAGGGAUGACCUGAAGAGAGGAUAUGUGUUAGCCAAACCAGGGACAAUUAAACAACAUAACAGAUUUGAGUCACAAAUCUACCUGUUGAGCAAAGAUGAAGGAGGGCGUGCAAAACCGUUUACUGAUUUCUUCCAAGCCCAAAUGUUUUGUACAACAUGGGAUGCUCCUGCUUCAUUGAAAAUCCCAGACAAAGAUAUGGUUAUGCCAGGGGAGGAUGCUAAAGUCAUUUUUAACCUGAAGAAAAAGAUGGUUAUGGAAAAGGGUCAACGCUUUACCAUCAGAGAUGGACGAGGAACCCUGGGAUACGGUGUCGUUACAAACAUCUUGCCUGAUGGUGAUGUUGAAGCCUAUGAACAGGAGCGCGUGCUUAAGAGAAAGGAACAGAAGAAGACGAAGACAACAUAGCUCCUUGUGUAGAGAUAUCAUUAUCGAUCAUGUUGAGAAAUUUGUAGUGCAUUAUGUGCAGAACAGUUGUGUGCCAAUUAUGUGUUAAAACUUUGAGCAAAGGACCUUGGAAAAACUAUUGUGCAUCACUUUGUUGAAAAGAUGCCAUCAUAUGUUACAAUGAUAGUUUGAAGAGCUUUCUUUAUAUUGUGUAUGAAUAAGUCAACAUUUCAUUAUUAUUCCUUGAUGAAAACUGUGCUAAAUAAACCAGAAGUGUCUGAAAAUGUGAA